GAAUAUCAAUUGCUAUUGAUCCCAUCAACACUUGUUUCAGGAGCUCGUACUUUACUCAUGACUUUACCCAUCUUCAUUUGGUAUCAUACAAUUAAAACAUUACCAACUGGAAUUAGAGCGAUUGGUUUUGCUUGCUGUUUCGGCUGGGGAAUCGUUGGCCAAAUGUCAGCUCCUAAUUUGCUUGUACUUGCCAACCUCAUCGCUCCUUUCAUCCCUAUCGGACUAUGUGGAUCGCUAUCUAUGAUUGCUGGAGGAUUAUCACUUCUGUUUCCAGAUUUUUGGCGUAAACCUUUACCAAAUACAUUAUCAGAUGUUGAAAAUCGUAGUUCACCCCAAACAACAAUCAGUCGAUCCUCGAUAAGUGGCUUUAGACAGAUAAAGAGUAUCAAUUCAAAUUAUAUGAAGAAUUCGUGUGACAUUGGUAUUUGUGGACCGAUAGAUCCUAAAACUGAAGCCAAGUUGAUUAUGCAGCAGAAUUUAAACCAGGAAAAUCAAUUGCAGCAACACCAAUUUCCACCACCAGAUUGUUAUUAUGAAGAUGAACUUGGACUUCCUAUCGAGAAUCAAUUAACUUGUGAUAAUUACAAUUUAAACAUGAGACCAUCAAAUGUAAUCAAUAGUCAACUAAUUAAUCCAGAUAGUGAAAGAAUGAAUCCAAGAAGUUCAAUGGUGAUUAGUGAGGCUCAAAGCUCCCAAAUAACCGAGAUUGAUGAUAUGUUUGUAGAUAAUGGUAAUUGGCACUUAUUUUCACCCUCGUAUAACCACCAAAAUCAACAGCCAAUUAAUAUUAUAAAUCAUUAUCCUGUACAACAACAGAGUCAACAACAACAUCAACAGCAACAAUUAUCAUCUAAUCACUUACUUCACAACAGAAAUACCAUUGAAACAAAUAGAUCAUUCCGAGAUCUUCAAAUUUUCCCCAAUAGUGGAACGCUUAAUUGUAACAAUGUUAUUGGAUCAGCCAUCGAUGACGAUGAGACUUCAGCCGUAGUUAUUAUUGAGAAUAGUGUUUCCAAAGUUUCAGAAACGAAGCUUUAAAUUGUAAUUCACUUUCAACUGAAUCUAUCUCUUUAAAUCUUUAACUACAACAUCGAGGAGUAAAUUUUAAUCAACCAAUCUGUGAUAAUUUUAAAUACAAUAGCUGAAUGACUAUUUGCCUUCAGUUUUAUGUUUUCUUGUUAAGAUUUUUUCCAAUUUUGAUCGU
This is a messenger RNA of Tetranychus urticae (two-spotted spider mite), 1204 nucleotides long. Lineage: Eukaryota; Metazoa; Arthropoda; Arachnida; Trombidiformes; Tetranychidae. The record is from RefSeq and is a predicted model, not a curated record.